Molecule: messenger RNA, 4485 nt
Organism: Zychaea mexicana
Lineage: Eukaryota; Fungi; Mucoromycota; Mucoromycetes; Mucorales; Lichtheimiaceae
Exons: 5
Coding region: 190-4182 (1330 amino acids)
Biological process (GO): SCF-dependent proteasomal ubiquitin-dependent protein catabolic process
Cellular component (GO): SCF ubiquitin ligase complex
Source: RefSeq, a predicted model, not a curated record
CCAAAGUGGAGAAGAGUACAUGUAUUCUGGUUUGAUAGUUUCAAGUCACGCCAAGUAUUGAUUCAAAGGGCAAACCCAUUUGCUUUAUUCUUUUCUUUUUACCCGCUUCCAAACAGUCUUUGUUUGCCCCCCCCCUUCUUUUUUUUUCAUUUGAUCCUCAAAGAGUUGAAUGAGCCCUCUAUACAAACAAUGAAGCCAAGCAGUUCUAACGACGAAAGCUGGGUUUCUUCGUUUGAUUUUGCACGGCCUCCGGCGUUCUUGCGAUUACGCAUUGACAUUAUGGAGCGCAUUUGUCGGUUCUUGCCCACACAGCGGGAUCUCUUUGAAAUCACAGUGGCCAAUCGAACAUGGAGCACCGCGUCAACACCCAUUCUCUGGGAAGCGCCGGUGCUUCGAGAUCCUACUACUUUUCAACUCUUCUUGGGCUCCGCGACGUCGCGAAAACGUCUGGCCUUAUACGUAAAACGACUCUCACUCUGUGUACGGGACGGCGAGUGUCCGACCAUUUUUCGUGCUAUGCUUGAUUCUGUGUUGACUCGACACAACCAGAAAAACAUCCCACUCAGAUGGCCCGAGCUGAUCAUGCACCUGGUACGACAGUGUGAGAAUAUCGAGGCACUCAAAAUCUACGGCUGGCAGCUUGAUCCUAUGAAGAUUGAAUCGAUUGGCGCGACUCUCAGCCAACUGACUAGCCUCACCGUCAUUGGAUCCAACGAAACUUUUAAACGUCCGUUUGUGCUCCGGAACAUGAUGUCAAGGCUGCGCGAACUUCGUCUCGACGGCGAGUUUUACUUAUCAGUGGAGUUUGCAGGCACGUUGGCUAGUCGCGCUCAUGCACUGCGUUCAUUGGAAAUACCACUAUGUCACGGCAAGAACAAAAACGAGAUGAUGGAGGAACAAACUCUGGCGCGCUUGUGCUCUGGCGAACUUGACCUGACCGAGCUCACCCUGACCGAGGGCCGACCCAUGGCAGAUGUUCAUGUUGAACGCGUUGUAUCGGCAUUUCCCAACCUACGUUCGCUCACGCUACAUGGAACGACAUUCGUCAGUGCAGGCAUCAUUUCCACCGUCAUUGCCAAUUGCCAAAACAUCGAAAACAUCGAACUACGCGCGGAUCCUCAAACGAUAUCCUCGCAGAAAAACAAGUCACCAACAUACAAAGGAACCAACUCGUGGUCAACAGCAAUCCAUCUCAAGCGACUGCUUUUGGAAAACAUGAUCGUGCCUGAGAAGGUGAUGGAGGAUUUGGCACAAUCGUGUGGGUCGUUGAAAACCAUCGGCUUGCGCAACUGUGAAGAUAUCACAGAUGAUGCUUUGAUCCAGCUGCUUGAAUGCAACGACGAUCUGCGUACACUGCAUAUAAUCGAAUGCACAAGUAUUGGCGAUGCAACAUUGGAGGGCUUAGCACGAUCAGCAGCGCAACAUUCCAUUCAGGAUAUAUACAUGGAAGCUUGUGGCCCGGUGUCACCGCGUGCAAUAUAUCUGUUAUGCUGUGCCACUGCAGAUCAUCGCUUACGACGGAUUUGCUUCGACGGUUAUAAUAAUCUCGCCUCAUCCAUUGUCGGAUCUCUGGCUAUUGAACGUUUGGAUGAGGCACAAAACGCGGCAUGGGGAGCUGUGCGAUUAACUCUUGAUGAAAGGGCCAUCGAUGCACUUGCGUCUGCCGACUCGCAGAUGAAUGCUGAACUCAUGGAAGUGCCCAGCAACCGCUAUUUGACCGGCGAACAACUAGUCAUGCUUGCCAACGAAUUGCAUGUCAGUGUGACUUUCCUAAAUGAUGCCAUUGAAAAGGUUCAGGCAGAGGGACCCGUGGAUGACAGCAGUAAUGAGCAAGAACCAGAGCAGGCUUCGAAGCACGAAGAUUAUGAGCAAAAAACAGCUCACAAAUCAUUAUCACGGGUGGCAUCGUUAAAGAGUCAAUACAAUUUGCGGCCGACUACUCCAGCCUUGUGGGCACAUGCAAACGAGUCCGAGAUUCAGCAGUAUCUCCCAACGUCAUCAUCCAAGAUCCACAACGACAAUGCCACUGUGACAUCCGCUACAUCUCGUUCAUCACGGCUUUCUCAACGCAAUUCUACCACUGCUUCGACUCCGGUGCCUGAUGCAGAGCCUGUUAUGGAGCAUGAAGAAGAACAGGACUUUGAGGAGCCAACAACAUAUGAAAAUACACAUGCAAGUACUACUACAUCGUAUCGCCUGGACCAAUCUCCGACUCCUAAUUAUCCAGCAAUGCAGUUCGUAGAGCCCUUCACUGAAGAAGCGGAAGAAACGCCAGUUGCCAUGCCACCACCAUUACCCACAGCGGCCCCAGAACCGCCCUUGCGCGAGGAAUGGCCUAUUCUCACGACGACAUCCAAUGACGCCGUCAGCAACAACAGCAACAACAACAGUAAGGCGUCUAAAACGGUUGAACUAGGGGGAUGGGGCUCGCUCAACCCCACUCCAUGGUCUAAAAAAGUGGCCUCUACAUCUAAACAACCAGGGCCAGCAUCCCAACGACAAGCUGAGCAACCAUGGACACCAUACACUGCUGAACACCACGAACAUAGAUGGCAACAGGAGACGCUGGAACAACAAGCUCCUAGCUUCAAGCGUGGCGGCACCGGUCGUGGUGCCCGGAGCUCGUUUGUAAUGGAAAGCGACGGCUGGGGAACACCGGAGAAUAACAUACCUUGGAACGACUUGCGACAGCAGGGUUACGCUCACGAACUUCUUGAGAAGCAGAAAAAGACCCAGUUCUGGGAUCCAGUUUCACAACAAUACAAGACAUCUGGAAGUGCAGCUCCAGUAGCACGACCAACAGCCGCACCAUCGGAACCGACGCCACCCGCGCUAGCCAGUACCGCAUGGCCACCGCUUGAAAAAGCCAGUGCGUCGCCAAAAAAAGUACCAGAAAACAAAACAAAGUACUCACGUCAACGAUCGCCCGAGUUUUUGAGUAGCGAUGAAGAGGAUAUUGAUUGGGAUGACGACGACGGCGUGACGAUCAAGACUUCCCCGGCGCUUGAACCACAACAUGGCCGGCAGCAGCAGCAGCAGCAGCAGCAGCAGGCUCAGCCGCAGGCGAGAGCCCAUUCCAAGAGCCUUCCCGACAAUACAUGUUCUCCCAAGGCUCCCGAGAAAGCCGCUCCACGGAACAAGGAGGACGACAGUGCGGCUGUAGCACAGUGGCACGAUUUUGCCUCGAUAGGUGUGGCUGAACAAAUUGCGCGACAGGAAAAGACAGCACGACAUAAUACCCUGACGGCCGCUGCGUCCUUUGAUGCGCAAUCGGGAUUCUUGAUUGAUACCAGCGAUGUCGUUGCUGGCGGCAAGUUGAACACGAAACUUACUAAGGACAACAACAUUGCUGCUACUACUGCUCGAAAUUCAUCGUUCGAAUCUUCUUCGCUGUGGGAGGAAAUGUCAGGACUCACCAUGGACAAUAAUAACGCAUCACCACCGAUAUCACUUGAGGAGAAAAGUGAUUCAAUACAAGAUAAUGCUCUAAUCGAUACAAACGACGAUGAUCUCCUUUCACCCGAAGGAGACCAAUCGAACGCAACUAUACAACAACCAUUAAUACCAGAUGCAAACCUCAUUCAGCCGCUAAUCACACACAUGUCUGUCAAUGAUCCGCUUGAAAGCUUAAUAAUGGAUGAGGGUGACCCAGUGCAACGAAACGAAACACCUCUCUCAAACGUUAAUUUACUGGAAGGGAAUGGAUCGCCUCUUUCAAAUGUUGGUUCAGCACAAGGAAAUGGAACGCCUAUCUCCAGCGAUGAUCACAUGCAAGGAGAUGAUGAGGCGUCCGUUUCGAAUGUUGAUUCAACCCAACAAGUAGAUGAUUCUCUUCCAGGUAAGAAAGCACCUCAACGGAAAAGAGUUCCGAUUAUGGAACAUCCAAAAAUGAAGAGGAUCCAUAAGAUGGAGUUGGAUGUUCCAGACAAGGGCAAGCGUAUUCUAGAAUACCGUCUGAUCGAUACACCUGAACAGAUAGCACAAGCAUUCUGCAAAGAACACGAGGUACCCGAAAACCUUCAUGCAAGAGUGUUUGAGAUUUUGAAUGAAGUACUGGGCAGGAAAAAGACAAAAUGUCUCUUAGACGAGAAGGAUAAGCAAGAGAAAAAGAAGAAGAAAAAGAGCACCAAGAAAAAGUCGUCUUCCACCAUUACCGAACAAGCAACCCCACCAUCAUCAUAGUCUCCUGCACUCACUCACACGCACUCAUACACCCUCACACAUCUUUGUUCAACGAAACAUUUCUCCACACAGAAAGCACACAUAGUAGCAAUAAUAAAGCAAACAUGCAUAUAUAAAUUGAGAAGAAAAACAAUCCCAUCAAUCUGUUUAUUUAAGCGCGAGCAAGACGAGCGUUACGGGCCAACUGACGCUUGUUCAAACGGGCAACGUUCUUCUCGGAAGCCUUGGCAACAGCCUCUUCCUUCUCGGUGAGGAUAACCUCAAUGUGGGAGGGCGAGGUCAUGAAGGGGUUGCUAUAUACAA